Messenger RNA from Uranotaenia lowii, 1499 nucleotides. Its product is annotated as facilitated trehalose transporter Tret1-2 homolog. The transcript is spliced from 7 exons. Gene Ontology annotation, cellular component: membrane. Gene Ontology annotation, biological process: transmembrane transport; carbohydrate transport. Lineage: Eukaryota; Metazoa; Arthropoda; Insecta; Diptera; Culicidae. Gene Ontology annotation, molecular function: sugar transmembrane transporter activity. The record is from RefSeq and is a predicted model, not a curated record. The coding region runs from base 90 to 1484 and encodes 464 amino acids.
CAAAGCUUGGCGUACGGUUCGAUGUCUCCUAGUUUUCCGUUGUCCAUCUCGUUGUGCGGUCAUUUCGUUCGUCUGAGCUCGACAAAACCAUGAAGGGUGUUGGAAGCGUACGGAAUCAGUACCUGGCCACGUUCUGCGUGAACCUUCUGACGGUCAGCUAUGGAUUCGCCUGUUCCUGGACAUCGCCUUCGUUUCCGAUACUGAUGUCUGAAGAUACUCCGCUGGCCAGUGGACCGAUCACGUCGGAGGAUGGUUCUUGGAUUGCUGCUCAGUUAUGUGUAGGAGGCUUGAUUGGGAAUCUACUUGCCGGCUGGACGGCGGAAAGGUUCGGACGAAAACUUACAGCUUGUAUGGCUGCAGUGCCUCAGAUUAUGAUGUGGCUGAUGGUAAUUCUGGCGGACAACGUUUACUACCUGAUGGCAGUUCGCUUCUUCGGGGGAUUCUCCGGUGGAAUGUGCUUCAUGGUUGUGCCGACAUUCAUUGCGGAGAUUUCCGAAGACCGUAUCAGAGGCCUGCUAGGUUCGACGCUCGUGUUAUCAAGCAACUUGGGUAUUCUGAUCAUGUACAUCGUAGGCGCCGUGUUUGACUAUGGGACUGUGCCCUAUGUGCUGCUUCCUGUGCCGUUGAUCUUUCUGGUGUGUUUCUGGUGCAUGCCUGAGUCACCAUUCUACCUUAUGAAGAAAAAUGAUUACGUUAGCUCCGAGCGUUCACUUCGAUUCUACCGCGGCUUCAACAAAGGAUCAUCACAACAGCUAUCGGAAGAGUUCCACAUCGAGCUCGUAAAGCUAAAAGACACCUUCAACGACGACAAACGUCAAUCCGAGAGUGACAAAAUAACCUGGUCCGAUCUUACUACUCGGCAUGCUCGGAAGGCCUUCCUUAUCGGAAUCUGUUUGAUGGCGCUGAACCAGUACUGCGGCUGCUUUGUCAUGCUCAACUACACGGCUACCAUAUUUGAAGAGUCCGGAUCGAGUAUGGCUCCCAAUACGGCUGCCAUGAUCAUCGGUACCAUCCAGAUGUUCGGCUCGUAUCUUUCGACAAUGCUAGUGGAAAGAGCUGGACGGAAACUGUUACUUAUAAUUUCGUCCAUAGGGAUCGCUGUCGGAAUGAGCAUUUUCUCAGCCUACUCUUACGUGCAGCUACUGGGCUACGAUGUCUCGCUGUUUGAUUGGUUGCCUUUGGUGUGUUUUUCGUGGGUCAUUUUCAUCGGAUCCUUCGGAGUGUUGACAGUACCGUUUGUGGUGCUUGCCGAAUUGGUACCUCAAAAGAUAAAGUCAUUUGCGUUGUCUUUCUGUAUGAACUCCUUGUGGGUGUUUGCAUUUCUCGCUAUGAAGUACUUCUCACCGCUGUCCGAAGCGCUAGGCAUGCACGGGAUUCUGCUGCUGUUCGCAAUCUUUUCACUAGCGGGAGCGAUUUUUGUUGCUAUCAUGGUACCGGAAACGAAAGGAAAAAGCUUCGAAACAAUCGCUAGGCUUAUGAACUAAACUUUUAAAGAAUAU